CCCCUCCAUAAAAGCAGGAGUCUUAGCAAUUUGCUGGUCUGCCGCAAUCAGGUGUGUGUUAAUGCAAUGUCAAGGAGGAACGGUGUCUGUGCUGUCUUAGAGCAGCAAUUUCUGCUACCCAUAUGGGAAGGGUCAUAAGGCCAAACAAUAUAAAGUCCAUCAUUCUACAGUUAUAAAGAUUACUCACAAGUGGAAAACAUUCAAGACUGUUGGCAAUCUUCCCAGGACUGGACCUCCCAGCAAAUUCACCCCAAGUGCUCUGCCAUUAUACUGUAUCUCCUAGCAACAGAGACCUGUUUACCUACAAAACCUGCAGAAGACAGAGCGGUGAACAAGCAACCUGGAGUUGCAGCAGUGUCCGCAGGCCCACAGGAUUUUUUUUGCCAUCCAUCACUGUUGUCAGUGACUGUUUCCAUUACAGCAGUCACAGAUGGCUGAACAGGGGAGGAUUGUCAUACCGGCUACUGGAGCAAUUGGCAGGAAGGGGAAACUGACCAACAAUGCAGUCAAACUCCACAAUACUACUUACAAAGUAUCUCAUGGUGAAGACUCAGACAGGAUGGGAUUCACUUCUUAUCUUGGGCGUCCCAGUGAGACAGGCUUUACAUCAAACCACAGACCAGCUAUAUAUUACAGGCCUAGUUUGGACCACACUGACAACCCUCAGUUUGGACUCUUGCUAUCUGACAGCUUUGUCUCUCAAACUAAACAACACUACCAGCCUCCCAUCCGCUCUGGAUGUUCUGGGUCUUCAACAAACCUCGUUAACAAACCCGGAAACAGCGGCUUCCAUCAGCUGAGGAUUCAGCCAAAAACCGCAUCAGUCGAGGAGAAGACAGAAUAUCAAAGUUCAUUUGUGCCUCAUCGUCCUACGCCAGCAGUUUCUCAGAACCAUGUGACUGUAGGUCCUAAAGGAGGGAGUGGUUUCACUAAGGCAGCAGAACGUCAGAUUAACACCAGCUUGAUUGGUGAACCUCAUCAGACUCCCAGCUCAGUGAUGAAAACAGACUUCGUGCCACUGUCCCUGCUGCAGGGUACUGAGGCGAAAUCGGGCCUGUGCAGCCGUUCUUGCAGAGAAACGGGAUUCACACGAGGUGACAUCGCUCCCUUGGCCCACCCUGUCUCUCUUCUGUCGUCGCGCCAGACUAAAACCAAGGCCCCGGUGCCAUCUACCAUUGGACAAAAGGAGCCCACAGGAUAUCUUCUGAACACUCAUAAAAACCAAACUUUUCCUGAUGCACCAUUUGAUCCUUCAGACUUCAUCACACAUUAUAAAAGCAAGUUCUGUCAUCGUGAUGAUCCAGAAAAGUUCAAAUCGAUGAACUCUUGUCCCAGGAUUGUCAGCUCUAAAAUGGAAAGUGGCUACAAUCUUCGGGAUACGGACAGGUACAUCCUCAGGGGCUAGACCUUCUCAUGCCUGUGAUGAUACCUGCAUUGCUGCUUUGUCACAAAUAAAAACUGAAGUUUUUUGUUUGCAGUCUGGCAUGUUCCAAUAAUAAAAUCCUUUAAAUGCA
Oreochromis aureus is the source of this 1514-nucleotide messenger RNA. It is a transcript of the gene saxo4, whose product is annotated as protein phosphatase 1, regulatory subunit 32. Gene Ontology annotation, molecular function: phosphatase binding. NCBI's taxonomy places the organism in Eukaryota, Metazoa, Chordata, Actinopteri, Cichliformes, Cichlidae. Bases 431 to 1405 code for a protein of 324 amino acids. The record is from RefSeq and is a predicted model, not a curated record. The transcript has 13 exons.